This is a messenger RNA of Penicillium brevicompactum, 1431 nucleotides long. RefSeq names its product aldehyde dehydrogenase family protein. The record is from RefSeq and is a predicted model, not a curated record. Bases 1 to 1431 code for a protein of 476 amino acids. NCBI's taxonomy places the organism in Eukaryota, Fungi, Ascomycota, Eurotiomycetes, Eurotiales, Aspergillaceae. The transcript has 2 exons. Gene Ontology annotation, molecular function: aldehyde dehydrogenase (NAD+) activity.
AUGGCCGGCCAGUUGGACUUCUCUACUUUUCACAAUGUGAUCAACAACGAAUUGACACAAACAUCACAAACCCGACAUGGCAUCAACCCCGCCAACAGUCAACCAAACCCUCCGGUCCCUGUUUCGACCCAGGAUGAUCUUGAUACGGCGGUCAAAGCAGCGCAAGCGGCUUUCAAGGCUUGGUCCAAAACUUCAUUUGAGCAACGUCGAAAGGCCCUAUCUGCGUGGGCAGACGCCAUUGAAGCCAACAUCGGCGGCUUCUCUAAGACCCUGACCAUGGAACAAGGAAAACCCCUGUCGCAAUCUUCCGCCGAGGUCGGCAUGGCAGGUACUUGGAUUCGGGAACUGAGCUCCAUUGAGAUCCCCGACAAUGUCAUUGAAGAGACCGACGAUAGAAAGAUUGUUCAACGCCACACACCUCUCGGCGUGGUAGGCGCAAUUGUGCCUUGGAAUUUCCCUAUCCUUCUGGCUGUCAGCAAGAUCGCUUCGGCUGUUUAUACUGGAAACACAGUGAUCGUGAAGCCAUCUCCAUUUACGCCGUACUGCGACUUGAAGCUGGCUGAACUUGCCAUCCAAUUCUUCCCUCCUGGGGUGGUUCAAAGUCUGAGUGGCGAUGAUACCCUCGGGCCAAUGAUCACUGAACACCCUGACAUUGAUAAAAUCAGCUUUACUGGCUCUAUAAUCACCGGAAAGCGGGUGAUGGCCUCCUGCGCCAAGACGCUCAAGCGUGUGACUCUCGAACUAGGCGGCAAUGACCCAGCCAUCAUCUGCGAGGAUGUUGACAUUGAUGCCAUCAUUCCCAAGAUCGGAAUCCUGUCUUAUCUGUGCAGUGCGCAGAUCUGUAUGAUGAUCAAACGACUCUAUGUGCACGAGAACAUUUACGACGAGUUCUUGGACAAGCUGGUCACUUUCGUCAAGUCCUUGAAAGUUGGCGAUGGCACCGAAGCCGAUACUUUCUUCGGCCCUGUUCAAAACAAGAUGCAAUUCGACAAGGCGAAGGAUCUGUUCAGCACCCUGUCCACCGAGAACCUCAAAGCCGCCCUGUGUGGCUCGAUUGAGAGUUCUUCAGGAUACUACAUCCACCCGACCAUCGUGGAUAACCCCCCAGAGGGAUCUCGGGUAGUACAGGAGGAGGCAUUCGCUCCAAUUUUGCCAGUAUUGAAAUGGUCGGACGAGGAUGAUGUUAUUGAACGCGCCAACGCACUGAAGACUGGGCUCGGCUCUUCGGUGUGGAGUAAAGACUUCGACCGGGCAACCCGUAUCGCCGACCAGCUUCAGUCUGGUAGCGUUUGGGUCAACAGCCAUUUCGAUGUCUCUCCCACGGCACCCAUGGGUGGACACAAGGAGAGUGGAAUGGGUGUGGAAUGGGGUCUGACUGGUCUGCUCGGAUACUGUAAUUCUCAGACCCAGUGGCUUAAAAAGAGUUUUUAG